Molecule: messenger RNA, 282 nt
Organism: Penicillium taxi
Lineage: Eukaryota; Fungi; Ascomycota; Eurotiomycetes; Eurotiales; Aspergillaceae
Product: histone acetyltransferase type b catalytic subunit
Exons: 1
Coding region: 1-282 (93 amino acids)
Biological process (GO): chromatin organization
Source: RefSeq, a predicted model, not a curated record
AUGACGAUGCUAGACGCCUUGAUCACUCUACCCGAAUACGAAAAAGCCAUCCAAGAGGACGCUGAAGCAAAGGAUUUUACCCCGCCUGGAAAACUCGCCUACAGCUAUGAAUCAGAUGGCAGGCAAUUUGAGAUUUGGUCUGGAUCUCUUGCGGAUCCCAAGGUGCGAUGCAUCCUGGACCGCGCCCAGGUUCUGGUGUCUCUGUUCGUUGAAGCCGGAACUCCGAUCCAGACAGAUGAUCCGGAAUGGAGCCUUGAACGAUGGAUGGUGUUCUUUGUGUAG